Messenger RNA from Aplysia californica (California sea hare), 607 nucleotides. RefSeq lists its product as uncharacterized. NCBI's taxonomy places the organism in Eukaryota, Metazoa, Mollusca, Gastropoda, Aplysiida, Aplysiidae. The record is from RefSeq and is a predicted model, not a curated record.
GAAACUUGCGUAUAAUUAUCUGGAUUGUCCUUUAUUCAACACGCAGGCCUGGGAAGAAUUAGAUCUGGAACUAGAUUUAGUCAGACAUCGAAAUAACGACACGUCAAUGUCGCAUUUUUCUCGGAACAAACAAACUUUCAAGAUUUCAAGUUAGCUAGCGCGGGAGACAGAGAUUUGAGUAAAGAGAAGGGUCAGCAGUUAAAGUCGCUUCUUGACGCUGUUUCUUGAGCCAGCAGAGUGUCCGUUUUUCGUGGAGCUGUCUGCGGCUACAGUGUAUUAUUAUAUCGUAUCAUUAUUUUAUUGGUGAAAUCGUUACCAACUAAUCUCAAACUCCAUUGGGCAAGAUCGUGAAGAACUGUGCUUUCGGAAGAAAAUGGAAUCUCAAGGAGAUGCCUGUUGAGGUGGAGGUGCGAGGGUAGCCACAGUUUACAGAACCCCGAUGUCUUAUUGCUUUUGUUUUACCUUUAGCCACGUUUUGUGAACUGCAAUAAGACACCCACGUCUGCUCAUGAGAGGAGGGAUUAUCUUUCGUUUACUCCAAGGAUUAUGGAUGAUGAUGAUUAAUAAUAAUGAUCAUGAUAAUAAAAUUUACGCCCCAAUCGAAACA